ACCAAUCUUUAUCUUUGUUUCUCAAAUUUGCAUUCAAGGGAGGAGAAGCGAAACAACAUCCCAACCUUGUAAAAAUUGGGGAAGAAAUUGUUAAAAAAUGCGAAGGGGUUCCUUUGGUUGUGAAGACACUGGGGAGUUUACUUUUCUCCAAAAUUUCAGAACAUGAGUGGAAACUUGUGAAAGAUAGCGAGACGUGGGAAUUAAUGGAGACAGAAAAUGAAAUAUUUUCUGUUUUAAAACUAAGUUAUGAUCAACUACCUCCUCCUUUGAAGCAAUGUUUUGCUUACUGUUCACUCUUUCCAAAGGAUUAUAGAUUUAAUGAAGUAGAGACAGUCCAAUUUUGGUUGGCUCAUGGUCUUAUUCAGACCUCCAAAAAAAAUGAAGAUCUGGAGGAUAUUGGGAGGCAGUAUUUGAACGAUCUAGUGUCAAGGUGUUUUUUCCAAGAUUACGAGGAAGAACUUAUUUUUAUUAAUUUUAAAAUGCAUGAUCUUUUACAUGAUCUUGCAUUAUUAAUAGCAAAGAAUGAGUGUUCUACAGUUAGUUCUUCCAAGCAAGAUAUUGCCCAAGGAGUUCGACAUUUGUGCCUUACUAACUGUGAUUCUCCUGAAGAAAGCGACUUUCAAUUACUUAAUAAAGUAGGACAUGUGCGCUCAUUUAGGUUUACAGAUACGGAUAUAGGUCCUAGCAACAAAUCCUUUAUUGAAACAUGCCUCAAGAGGUUCCAACAUUUGCGGUUGCUUGAUCUACAAGGAUCUAAUCUUGAGGUAUUGCCCAGAAGGAUUGGAAAUUUGAAGCAUUUAAGGUAUGUUGACCUAUCCGGCAAUCACUUCAUCACAAAACUUCCUAAUUCCAUCUGUAAGUUGCAAAAUUUGCAAACUCUUUAUCUUGUUGGUUGUGACGGAAUUGAAGAGUUGCCUAGAGAUAUGAGAUACCUAAUCAGUCUCAGAUGUUUAUCAUUAACUACAAAACAAAAAGUCUUGCGUGGAUUAGAACGAUCUGCCAACACUUUAAAGUGCCUACAUAUUAGAGAAUGUGAGAACCUCGCAACCUUACCAGAGUGGCACAAUCUCACAUCACUUGAAAAGCUUGAGAUCAUCCAAUGCCCAAAAUUAUCAACUCUGCCAGAAAGGAUGCAGCGCCUCAAACAACUGUGGAUUAAAGAUUGUCCUGUUUUGAGUGAAAGAUGCAAACCGGAAAGCGGAGAGGAUUGGCCUAACAUUGCUCAUGUCUCUCGUAUAUAUCUGGACGGUGAUGAAGUUUCGUCUAAACAAUUAUCGGCCCCAUGAUUCGGGCAUAUCUCCAUUUUAUUGGUAUUGGGACUGGAAUUUCCCCUUGGUGACUGGAUUGAAGUACGGUUGAUGUAAUCCCUAAUUAAAAACAGAGUGGAGGGGUGUGCUUGGCUUCCCAUUUCUCCUAAUUGUUGGCUUUUUAUUUUAUCUACCUACUUGUGUUAUGGACAUAUAUAUUUGGUGUUUGCUUAUGUACUUAAACUCCUUUACUUUGUAUUGUUCAUGUAAUCCCUACUCUUUAUUUGUUGGUUUGUUGUGUUGUAUAGCCUUUGGAUUCAAAUUUUGGUUUGUAGUUUGUUUUGGUUGGGUGAACUAUGUUUAUGUUUAGUUUU
Molecule: messenger RNA, 1621 nt
Organism: Theobroma umbraticum
Lineage: Eukaryota; Viridiplantae; Streptophyta; Magnoliopsida; Malvales; Malvaceae
Source: RefSeq, a predicted model, not a curated record